AUGCUCUGUUUAGAACCCUGCUCCCCAUCUAUCUAUCUAUCUAUCUAUCUAUCUAUCUAUCUAUCUAUCUUUCUUUCUUUCUUUCUUUCUAUUUCAUUGUGUUCAUACCUAUCUAUAUAUCUAUCUUUUUUUCAAUCAAUCAAUCUUUCUUUCUUUCUUUCUUUCUAUUUCAUUGUGUUCAUACAUAUAUCUUUCAUUGUGGUCAUAUCUAUCUAUCUAUCUAUCUAUCUAUCUAUCUAUAUUUUUUUCAAUCAAUCAGUUUUUCUUUCUUUCUUUCUAUUUCAUUGUGUUCAUACCUAUAUCUUUCAAUGUGGUCAUAUCUAUCUAUCUAUCUAUCUAUCUAUCUAUCUAUCUAUCUAUCUAUCUAUUCCGUUUCUUCGUAUAAUUCCCGUCUCUUCGUAUCAAUAUUCUCGUCUAUCCGUAUCAAUAUAUCUAUUUUCCUUAUCUAUUGCUCAACUUUUUUAUACUGUAAUUACGUCAAUCUCUUGCAACAUUAGAAUCAUCCAAUACAUUCAUGUCCGUGUUUAUUCUCUAAUAGCUUCUUCUACAGCCUACCACGCUCUUAACCGCCACAUACUUGAGGACCUCACUAAAUCCAUCUUCGUAACUAUCUAUCUAUACGUAACAUUACCUGUAAUUUUCUUUUCACUAAAUAUUUAUUUUCUGAAUUUCUUUUAUGAAUACGUUCUUUUAAGUUUUCUCUUUCGUGUAUUUACUAAAUCUCACUCAUUCUUUCUUUAUCUUUUUAUCUCUUUCUAUCUUUUCUUUUUCUCUCUACUACUAAAUCUUUUUCUUUUUUCUUUUUAUUAUAACUUUUACAAUAUGCUUUUUACUCUCCCUCGCUUUUUCUCGAUUUCUUUCUUUUUUUUUUACUGUCUCGUUCAGUCUUUCUUUCAUUUACUCCGUCUUUGCCUUUAA
Molecule: messenger RNA, 918 nt
Organism: Acanthosepion pharaonis
Lineage: Eukaryota; Metazoa; Mollusca; Cephalopoda; Sepiida; Sepiidae
Source: the annotation of a GenBank genome assembly